This is a messenger RNA of Sycon ciliatum, 4785 nucleotides long. RefSeq lists its product as uncharacterized. Lineage: Eukaryota; Metazoa; Porifera; Calcarea; Leucosolenida; Sycettidae. The transcript is spliced from 3 exons. Gene Ontology annotation, molecular function: protein binding. Bases 468 to 4103 code for a protein of 1211 amino acids. The record is from RefSeq and is a predicted model, not a curated record.
AAGGAGGCAAGCUAGACCUGGGAGUGAAAACGACAUUAUACUUUAGAGGCGGGUAGCCUGCAGACAUGCGCUGUACACGCACGAACAUUGCUGACGGUCACGGCCGUGCCACGCGUAACAACCCGUCGGCCUGGCCUGAAGAGCAAGACCGACCUGGUGGCAGGCGUACGCCGAACAGCACCCAGCAGCAGACCUACUGCUAUUGGGCUGACUCUCCCCGUCUUUCUGGCACAGCUAGUUAGCUAAGCUGUGCAACACCAGGACCUAGAGAGAUCAACAUCAACGAUCUACUGGUCAUUCAAAAUCAGUACCAUAAACGGGAGACUGCAACAGAGGCGCUUGGUGACUGUUGGAUGCUGUUGUGCCUUCAAACAGGCUAGAGAAAUCACUGGAUAGCAGCAGCAGGGAAGAGAAGGACGACAACCUGCUAAACCUGCGUCUAUGCGAGGAUACCGCCAAGGCACAAUAUGGCGGACGUACGGAUACCGCUAUUGCUACCGGUUCUAGCGUUGGCAAUGCUGGCCAGCGCCCAAGACGCGCCCACGCAGCUGCCCGACAUGCGACCGCUGUUCCUGACCAUCGCGUCACGUGCCACGCAGACCCUGCACCUGGACACGAUGGCCAACGCGGAGGCCAGUGUCGUGCUUUUCCCAUGCCAGGGCGAGGUACAGUGGAACGUCACCGACUCCGUCACUGGCGAACUGCUCCACAGUCACGUGACUCCGGUCAUCAAGGGAACACCGGCGCAGCGCGUCAGGUUCGCGGAGCGCAUGCGCCGGCAGGCUUCGUGGGCGCAGGAUCAGCAGCAGCAACAGCAGCAGGAUCAGCAGCUCGGUGCCGGAUUCUUCGGCCAACCACAGGCAAGCAAUGCGCAGCAGUCACCUCCUGAGACUCCGAACUACUUCGCACAGCCAGUUCCUCAGGCUGGAAACCCUGAAGAACGGUUAGGUGAGUUGGUUGGUGAGCCUGCCAACACAAUGCUGGCAAACCCAUUCGAGGCAAUCAUGAACGCAAUAGUACCGACCAGCGGCAGUACUGUGGCACCCACCACCCAGUCCCAGCUCACUGCUGGCCUGACGUUCACAGCAGGCCUCGGUAAAUCACUUGGCACCACCGUUAGCGUAUUUAGACAGCGCCAGACUGAAGCCAGACCGCUGACAGUGAACGUGCAUAACCCUACUGGCGAUGAGGCGACGUUCCAGGUCGUAGGUACGUCCAUGUUCGAGCGUCUGCCGUUUCCCGAGCUGCCUGUCGAAUCACAAGUCACCGUGGAUGGUGUUAGACCCGACCAGAUCAUGAUCAGCUGGGAGCCUGUGCUGCAACACGUCGAUCUAGCCGUGGCCGCGGCCGGGGCCGCGCCGUCACAGAAGACGAUCGAGUACUGCGCCGAGUAUCGUCCGCUAAGCGAGGUGCUACCGGGCGACGUGCUCACGAGUCCGUGCGCCGAUCAGCGCCGCAAGCCCGGUACGAAGCGCCUGUGUACGCAGGACACAUCACUGACCCUGACCAAUCUCACGCCAGGUACGGAGUAUGCCGUGGACGUCCUUGCCUCAGACGUGGAGAGUGCUGGAGCGCUCCCGUACACCAGCGUCCAGGUGAAGACAUCACGUCAAGGACUUCCGAUCGCCAACCACGAGGAGAUGAAGGGACUGCACUCGCCACCUCUGGGCAGUGCCAUCUACACGUUCAACACGGCCGAGAUCCGACAGACACCCGGGCCAAUGAGCAUGACCGUCUUUCCCUGCCAGGGUCGGGUCACGUGGAGCCUGAAGCGCGAUGGGCAGACCGUAGCACAGUUUAGCCCCGAGUAUGAUAUCGACAUCGAAGAGGAGAGUAGUGACGACGAGUCGUACGAAUAUGAGAACAGCGUGAGUGCGCCCGAUGACGAUUUCGAAGACUUCACCCGGAGGAAGCGGGGAGUCCGCUCCGGAACUCGCGUGCGACGGCAGGUGGUGACGGGCGGCCAGACGGUUUUCAAGUACGAGAAUCAGGCCGCUCCGCCAGGCUUCUAUGAACUGGAAGUGAACAAUACGCAGAACGCCACUUCGCAGUACAGCGUCUUCGGCACGGUGUCACCUGAGACUGCGCCUUUCCCAUCGCUACCACCCAACCCUAAUGUGCAGAUCAAGGAGGUGACCAAUAAUGAGGUGACGGUGGACUUCAACCCGAGCCCGAGCGAGAACACCACCUAUUGUAUAGCUGCCAUCCCACGCACUCAACUGCGCAUGCAGAGCUUUGUGCGCAACAGCCCUUGCUCGGAAACGGCGCGCAACACCAUCAACAACGGCUUGAAUCAACCUCAGAUUGAGCAGCCGCUCGCUGGCGGCAACGGACUCGGAGGAGGUGCCGGAGGUGCGAAUAUUCCGGCAUAUAACGGCGGAGCGAACGCAGUUGAUUUCGGUGUUCCCGGUGGCGCGGCAGCAGGCGGUGUUGGCGCUGGCAUGGGUGGUGGUGGUGUUGGCGCAGGUACGGCUGGUGGUGGUGCAGGUAUUGGUGGUGUUGGUGGUGGUGGCGCUGCCUUAGGUGGUGGUGGCGCGGGUAUUGGUGGUGGUGUUGGUGGUGGUGGCGCUGCCAUAGGUGGUGGUGGCGCGGGUAUUGGUGGUGGUGUUGGCGGUGCUGGUGGUGUUGGCGGUGCUGGUGGUGUUGGCGGCGCUGGUGGUGUUGGCGGCGCUGGUAUUGGUGGCGGUGGACAACAGAAUGCAUUCGCAGCAGGCAACUCACCGACUGGCAAUGGCGGUGGUGCUUUCAAUGGCUUCUCGGCAGGUGCCGGAAAUGCAGCAGCCAGUCCUGGAUUCAGCACAGGCAACGUAGCUGAUAGCGGUCGCACUGCCGCUAUCCCAGCUGCUGGUGAACAGCCCGCGGUUGGUGGCUUCGGGCAGGAUCCACAGACCAGCGCUCCGGGGCUAGCUGGGGUCGGUGGCGGUGAGGCUGGCUUCCCUGCCGACGCAAUGCCCCAGGGCAUUGAUGUACCUAUCAAUGGCGCCGCCCCGGUCGGGGUCAGCCCCGGAUCCCCGCAGGCUCAAGCACCCAAUAACAACCCACCCCAGGAUGCCGGACAGUCUCCCCUGGACCUCAUCAACAAUGGCAACCAAGCCAGCGUGGCCGGAAGCGACCCAAUGCAGUCAUCGAACCCUGUGAACGCAUUGGCCGGUGGCGGUGGCACAUUCAGUAAUGGACAAGGCACUGCUGGAGAUCCCAUGAACGCCCAGGGCCCCGCUGGAUCGCAGAAUGUGAUUGCCUCGGGCACGGCCAACACGGGUGGCACCGGACUGGGAGGUUCUCCAAGCCAGUUAGGCGGCAACGGACAGCAGAACGCCAACGGUGGUACAGCAGCCGGCACGGGUGCUGGUGGCCAGGCGGGCGCAAACGGUGUCAACGCCGAUCCGCUUGGUCUAGGCCCUGACGCUGGCUUCACGGCCGCCGGCUUUGGAGGAAUGGGCGCGCCGUCGGGUAACCUCGACCCGGGCCAGGGCAACAACAACUUUCAACUCGUUCCCGACCAGAAUGCCGGCGGCCAGGGUGGUGUGGGUGCACCGCCCCCGUCCUUCGGCAAUGUCCCCGUACCCGUUCCAGGACAGAUGGCACCACAGCAGCCGGGCGGCCGUGGAGUGGAGGGAGGCAUGGCCGUGCCGAACAUGCCCGGAGCGGGCCAGGGCGAGCAGGUGAACUUCAACAAUGUGGCUCAGCCGGCCGACGCCGGCACCGGGUUCGGGCAGACGGGGCCCGGAGGCAUGGGCGGUGGUAACCUAGGACAACAGCCACCCGCACCACCGCGCGGAGGUAACUCGGCGUUCGGCGAUGGCUUCGGUCAGGCACCGCCACCGCCGUUUAGAAUCGAGACGCCGGACAUCCUCAUCGCACCACCCGUCCCGCCGCAGUGCGGACGAUCAACGACGCAGGUGAUCCGCAACAUCACGGCCGGCGUACCGUACGAGAUCCAGGUGUUUGCCGUCAACUCGCGAACGCAUCAGGCCAUGGCCUACACCGGUGCCGUGGUCAUACCGCAUGCCACCGGCAGCUCCGCACGCGUCACCGCUGGUGUGCUGACGUCACUAUGCGUUGCCAUGACUGCAGUUGCCAUGUCUCUCAAUCACUUGAUUUGAAGUGUGUGGCAACGGUCUAAGUACUUGUGGUAUCAGCAUUACCGAUGGUAGUGGCUAACCCGACCUGCUGCUGUUGUCAUCUGAUCUCAACGUUAUUACCGCAAACUCAAUAUCUCUCCCUGUGCUACGCAGCAAAACUCGAGCACUGAAUGAUCGGUGCAUGUCGAUAUCAUCUCUCUCUCGGGUGAGAGCAAUUUACUAAGUGAGGUGUAAAUGCGAUGUACGCUCUUUCCAGACAACACAGCCAUUAUUGUUACUGGACUGAAUAGCCUCAAGUGAUCAUGCUCGUUUUUCCUUAGCGUUGUGUUGGCCUUACAUCAACCAAAGCACACAAACUAUUUCUCCCUCACACACGCGCAAAGGCACGACUGCACAAGACUACAUAGGUACUGUAACACUUAUUUUGAAACUACCAAUACACUAUGCACAGUGGCGCCUCUUCUGUUAUUAUAAGGGAAAAAUUACUAUGGAGAGAUGUAGAGGCUUUUCACUUGAUGAUCUUGCGAGUAUUAUUGUACUACAGUGGCUGUAGAUAUUUUUAUCUUCGUCGUUUUUCUCCUUUAUUUGGUCGUGCGUGGUCAUGAGCUGUUGCGGACAGAAUCUUUACGCAAACACAUCAAUAACUAUACCCUAAUUAUUGUUCUAUUCUAAACUGUACUAUAAAAUUCGUUCUUUUUCCGAA